Molecule: messenger RNA, 2203 nt
Organism: Topomyia yanbarensis
Lineage: Eukaryota; Metazoa; Arthropoda; Insecta; Diptera; Culicidae
Product: kelch domain-containing protein 3
Exons: 5
Coding region: 516-1646 (376 amino acids)
Cellular component (GO): cytoplasm
Molecular function (GO): chromatin binding; protein binding
Source: RefSeq, a predicted model, not a curated record
UUGACUUUUGCUAUCGCUUUUGGAUUGUCUCUGUUUGCCUUUGAUGAAAUUGGUUUCAAAACAAGCCAAUCUUGUGAGGAGUUGGAACUGAAUCUGUUCAGAAAACAAAUUUAUAAUAGAGACUGUAAUGUGAAAUUUCAGGGACACGUGCAAUAUCCAAAUUUUGUUCGAUUGAUCAAGGUCACGGUUGUGCGCGAUUGGUAUUGAUUGCCAAAGAAGGCUUGGUGCUGGCAGUGUAAAGUGAUGCUGAUUCUAAAAAAUCUUUUGUUUGCACUAUAAAUCUACGUCUUGCAUUUCCAUACAUGGCUUGAUGUUACCGUCAAUCAGCGGAAAAGAUUCCGAGGAAAAAAACCUAUUUCCAAUUUUCGAACGAAAAGUGCUUAUCAGUGGGUGUUAUGUGUGGUAGUGUAAUGUGAUUUUUUAUCAUGGAGCUCAAAAAUCAUUAAUUGUCAAGAGAUAGUAGUGAACUGCGAGGUGAUUCAGGAUUGCACAACUCGCAAAAUAAGGUGUUAACUAUGCGCUGGAUCGUAAACCUUGAGGGUGGUCCAAGGCGAGUCAAUCAUGCAUCGGUCGCGGUAGGGGACUAUAUUUACUCAUUCGGUGGCUACUGUACUGGCGAGGAUUACCGAUCGACCAGCGCUAUUGAUGUUCACAUCUUGAACACGAACAAUUUGCGAUGGACGCUGGCCCCGACGAUGAAGGACGAACACGGAGUACCGUGCAAAUAUCCGGAGGUUCCCUUUCAGCGGUAUGGCCAUACAGCUGUGGCCUACGAGCAGAAGGUGUACAUAUGGGGCGGAAGAAACGACGAAAUAGUUUGUGAUAUUCUGUUUUGCUAUGACACGAAGACUCUAAAAUGGAGCAGACCAGCAGUGACUGGAACGGUUCCUGGGGCAAGAGAUGGCCAUUCCGCGUGUAUGUACGGUCACCAAAUGUAUAUUUUUGGAGGGUUCGAGGAAAACAUAGAUAAGUUUUCCUGUGACGUGCACUAUCUGAACUUUGAGACGAUGCAUUGGACUUAUGUCGAUACUCGGGGAGAUCCUCCAUCGUAUCGCGAUUUCCAUUCUGCCACAAUAGUCAACCAUAAAAUGUUCGUGUUUGGUGGACGGGGAGAUGCUUGGGGCCCGUAUCAUUCACAAGAGGAAAUAUACUGCCCGAAAAUUGUCUGCUUGGAUCUCAGAACAAGCCGUUGGGAAAUGCCAAACACUACUGGGGAAGAGCCUCUGGGGAGAAGAAGUCAUUCUGCAUUUGUUUUCAAUAAUCGAAUUUACAUCUUCGGUGGCUACAAUGGCAACUUGGAUUUGCACUUCAACGAUCUCUACUGUUUUGAGCCGGAUCGAUACGUGUGGCGGCUGGUUCGACCACGAGGCCAAUCCCCGAGAGCGCGGCGGAGGCAGUCCUGCUUAGUCAUCGGUCAACGGAUGUAUUUAUUUGGCGGGACGUGUCCUUCGCACCUAUCGGAUCCUGCCUCGUACGACUACAGUGAUACUCAUGUGCUAGAUUUCAAUCCAACAUUACGCACACUCGCAAUGCUCAAGGUACUAGAGUGCAAGCUAGACCUCUCAUGUCUGCCAAGGAUUAUCAAAAUUGAGAUACGCAACAUGACCACACCUAACAAGAUCAGUCGAUCGCUGGUGAGUGGAUAAGACCUUCGGGGCCGGUGAUUUUGGAAACUGUGUAAUACUUUGCGGUUAAGUUAGAUAAAAUUGGCAUACUUCCAAGGUUUUGUUCGAUUUGUCGUAGAACUCGGUGUAUCUUGAUUUAUCUAAAUUAGGAUAAGAACGUUAGAUGAUUGGAAACACCACAGAUAACAGGCGUUUAAGCUCGUACUCGAAAAGUGUGUUAGCACCUGCAACUGCCAUUUCAAAUAGAGCGAGCGACUGAGAUGCAUUAUGCAAACAAGUAUAACAUCAAUCGAUACAAUGCAACUGGGGUGCAGCUGUCCAAAACGUGUAGCGAGCAGUUUAUUGGAUGGCUAUAUAGUGCGUUCUUAAUCUGCAACGUUUAUCGAUUUAAAAGUUUACAUCAAUUUUGUUCUAGGCUAAAUGUCUGUUAUCUGUGGGAACACUAAAGAGUGUAAUUUGCAAUACAUACCAAUCAAACAUGGAACGGAGUAUUUGUGUGGUUUUAAAAGUUCUAUUUAAUGUGUACAUAGAGGUUGUGUAUUUACAUGUAAAAUAAAUCGUGCUGAUCGAAACGGAAA